AUGGCCGUCCCGUCUCGUCCUCAGCCCGAAGCGACAGCUCCCGGCCUGCCUGACCACGUCCGUGGCCAGCUCGAGGAGAUCUCUCGGAGAACGCCACGCUACUUGUUCCGCUUUCAUCACUCACGUUCAGGAGGCGACGCCAAGCUCAACACACGAGAAGCUAUCAUUACUCAUGCAGACCUGCAUGGCAACUUUCCGGACAGUGUCUACGACUUACCGCUGGAACGUCUGAGAGAGUUGGUCACCGCCCAUUUGUCAAACCAGGAUUGCGACAGCCCUUUCUCCUCGUGGUCACAUUCCCUCAAUUUCGUGUUAGCCCGUUGUGCAGCCAACGUCCCUGGCGGCUCAAUGAGCAUCUUGGACACUAAGAAACUGCCUGCGAGGAACACUGUGUUGUACACCGCAGCAAUGAAGCCGGUCAUCGGCGCAAAAGUUAAUUUCUGGGAAUACCUCUGCUUUGGAACAGUGGUGUCUGGUGAGGCUCACCGAAUCGUAUCAUACGAGCGACUUUUGCGACGCGGCUCUGAAUUCUUUCCUGCCAGGGAGCUUCCUGUCGGUCACCCUCAUCCUGGAUUUUACCAGAUCCUUUCCGAGAAAGACGUCUUGGAACAAGCGAAGCACGUGGUGGAACUGUUCGACGAUCACUUCCGACUGCCCGUAACAAUCUUCCUGCUUGCGCAUCACUACGCGGACAUACCUGAAGGGCUUACACGCACUCUACGACCUGCGGACGUUCCUGUUGAGUGGUGCGAUGACCCAGCCAUCAUCAAGAAGGGGUAUGCAUUGGCUUACCCCUAUCUCGACGCAACCAUCGCAAUCGACUGCUUCCGGAAUCUGGUCUCCAAGUUCAGACCAGAGAUGAAGAUGAGUGGGGCAGCGCGGAUGGCGCAUGUCAAGCAAUUGAAGUGGCGAGCUAACAUGGACAUCCUCAUAGAUGAGUUGAGGUCGGAGACGGAGGAGGAGGAGGAGGAGGAGGAGGAGGAAAUUCUGGAUGCAUCAUCAGACGGCGACGACCGAGGAGAAAAGAUUCUGACGAUCACUGACGAUUCGGGAAGGAGUGUACCUGCAACUCCUCGACAGAAGAAGGAGCUUAAAAGAUUGAGGAUCGAUAUGAUUUGGUGGCCUGAGAAGCAAGAGCAGCAUUCCAAUGAGGUUCGCGAGGACGAAGACACUAAUGCUGAGAUGACAGAUGUGGCCGACGACGAGUUUUGUACGAGUUGA
Saxophila tyrrhenica is the source of this 1221-nucleotide messenger RNA. RefSeq lists its product as uncharacterized. The record is from RefSeq and is a predicted model, not a curated record. The coding region runs from base 1 to 1221 and encodes 406 amino acids. The transcript has a single exon. Lineage: Eukaryota; Fungi; Ascomycota; Dothideomycetes; Mycosphaerellales; Extremaceae.